CGCACGCAGGCACAUCCUCCCUCUCCCUCGCUCCCUCUUUUUCUUUCACUUUUGCCUGCCUUGCCACCUUUUAAAAUGUUGCCCCUUCCCUGUGAUUCGCCAGCCGCGGCGCCGCGGCCCCCCGCGCGCUCGCCAGCUCCCUCGCCCGCCCGCUUUUUGUCUCGCGCGCGCCCUCGCCCCACCUCCGAUUUGCUACACUGAGGCGCCGUCAAUGGACUGCAUUGAGAGCCGGCUCCGGCGCGAGUGGCCUCGCCGCUUCACGCUGCAUUUCCAGGCAUUCUUCCCUUAUUAAGUAUUCGUGUCAUAUUAAUAGUCAUGAAUAUCUGCUAUUAGGAGGCUCCAGGAACGCUGCCCGGCGCGGGUAUUAGAAGCUCCAGCGAAGCCGCCGCUGAGAGGGGGAGACACGGAUUAAGGCACACGCAUGCACACACACAUUCACACACACUUUCUUUUUUCUCUUUUUCUCCGUAUUUGGGGUUGCUAAUUUUAAAAAGAACUCUGAAUCCGAACAUAUCGCGCCAGGAUAGAGACCGUGUGUUCGACCAACUGAAGGCACCGCGCGAAUCGGUGGUUCAAGUUCGGAUGGAGCCGAGCGGGGCGCCCGCGCCCGGCAGAGCCUCGGCGCGGUGACUCGAGUCCUGGGUGGCGCGGGGCUCGCGGCGCCUUUUGUGUGGGGCUCGCUCGGGCGGCGGGGCAGCCCGGCUCUCCAGCCUUGCUGGGUUUUUUCCACCCUGACUCGUUACCCCAGACUCUUCGCAGAUGUUAGUUCACAGUUUUUCAGCUAUGGACCGUCACGACGGCACCAGCAACGGGACAGCACGGUUGCCCCAGCUGGGCACUGUAGGUCAAUCUCCCUACACAAGCGCCCCGCCGCUGUCCCACACCCCCAAUGCCGACUUCCAGCCCCCCUACUUCCCCCCGCCCUACCAACCCAUCUAUCCCCAGUCGCAAGAUCCUUAUUCCCACGUCAACGACCCCUACAGCCUGAACCCCCUGCACGCUCAGCCGCAACCGCAGCACCCAGGUUGGCCCGGCCAGAGGCAGAGCCAGGAGUCUGGCCUCCUGCACACGCACCGGGGGCUGCCCCACCAGCUGUCGGGCCUGGAUCCUCGCAGGGAUUACCGGCGGCACGAGGAUCUCCUGCACGGCCCACACGGACUCGGCUCAGGACUAGGCGACCUCCCGAUCCACUCCUUACCUCACGCCAUCGAGGACGUCCCGCAUGUAGAAGACCCGGGUAUUAACAUCCCAGAUCAAACUGUAAUUAAGAAAGGCCCUGUGUCCCUGUCCAAGUCAAACAGCAACGCCGUCUCCGCUAUCCCUAUUAACAAGGACAACCUCUUUGGCGGAGUAGUGAACCCCAACGAAGUCUUCUGUUCAGUUCCGGGUCGCCUUUCGCUCCUCAGCUCCACCUCGAAGUACAAGGUCACGGUGGCGGAAGUACAGCGGCGCCUCUCUCCGCCUGAGUGUCUCAACGCGUCGCUGCUGGGAGGAGUACUCCGGAGGGCGAAGUCUAAAAAUGGAGGAAGAUCUUUAAGAGAAAAACUGGACAAAAUAGGAUUAAACCUGCCGGCAGGGAGACGUAAAGCUGCCAACGUCACUCUGCUCACAUCACUAGUGGAGGGAGAAGCCGUCCACCUAGCCAGGGACUUUGGGUACGUGUGUGAAACAGAAUUUCCUGCCAAAGCAGUAGCUGAAUUUCUCAACCGGCAACAUUCCGAUCCCAAUGAGCAAGUGACAAGAAAAAACAUGCUCCUGGCUACAAAACAGAUAUGCAAAGAGUUCACCGACCUGCUGGCUCAGGAUCGAUCUCCCCUGGGGAACUCCCGGCCCAACCCCAUCCUGGAGCCGGGCAUCCAGAGCUGCUUGACCCACUUCAACCUCAUCUCCCAUGGCUUCGGCAGUCCGGCAGUGUGCGCCGCCGUCACAGCCCUGCAGAACUAUCUCACCGAGGCCCUCAAGGCCAUGGACAAAAUGUACCUCAGCAACAACCCCAACAGCCACACGGACAACAGCGCCAAAAGCAGUGACAAAGAGGAGAAGCAUAGAAAGUGAGGCGUGCAUCCUGCCCUGCCCUCUCCCUCUCACACCUCACCAGCCCUCAGUACCCACCUGCCCUCUCCUGCCCCCACAGCCCACCCCCUGCAGGCGACAGCUCCGGGAACCCCUCUCCUGCUGCUGCUAUUGCUGCUGCCGCUACCACCCUUCGCCCUCGGUCCUCCCAAGUCCCCGAGAGGGGCAGCCACUGCUGACUCAGCCCCUCUGCCUCAACUUCCCCUUUGGCACCAAACCCCCUUGCCCUCAUAUGGAGCCUAAGAGAACAGAACAGGCCGUGAAGCCAGCAAAGAAAAGUUCUGUCAGUUUGUGAACUUUUUUUAAAAAAACAAAUCAACAGCAACAGACAACAACAACAAAAAAUAAAUAAAAACUUUUUUUCUAAAAAAAGAACAUAAAAAUUAAAAAAAAAAUUAUAUGAGCUUCAUGGGACUGAAUCACCAUCUUUCCUUACAUACUUCAGUUCAGAUUGUAGCCAUACUUAAAAAAAAAAAAAAGGCAAAAAGGAUAAUGACAUUUUUAUCAGUAUUGUGAAUAAACUUGAACACAAAAUACACGAAGUUCCAUGUCAUAUCUUCAGUUGUAGAAGUUUUUCCUCUUCAAGGUAAAGCGACCAACUUGAACUUUCUCUGACAACACGAUUCACGGUUAUAUAAGGGAAUCAGUGUUCAUGUCUCUGUAUAUAUUUAUUUAUGUGUAAUUUAAUGGGAAUUGUAAAUAUGGUGAGUCUGUUUUAAGCCUUCCCCCCCUUUUUUUAAUUUAUCUGGUGAUCUCGUUUACCUCUUGUUUAGUGGGUUUUGAAUCUUCCCUAUUAGUUUUUCAUGUGGUUCAUAGUACUUAUUUAGAAAUCCAAGGUUUGGGGGAUUUUUUUCUCUGGGAUUCAUGAAUUUAGCCCUGUUGUAGCAUGUUAAAGGCAACAAUGAAACAGCUGAACAAAUUAUAAAAAAGUAAAAUAAAAUUUUAUAUAAUUAGUAUUACAUUUAGCUUUUUUCAUUGGACUGAAAGGAAAAAGAAGUGAUAUUGGAUCCUGCAAAGAUUUUUAAAACUUGAGUGGUUUUAUAACCCUUUUAUGUAUUGUGGGGAGAAGAAAAAAGUUUAUUUUAUUCUACUGUCCUCCCUUAAAAGCAUCAUUUGAGCAAUAAAUGGAUAUUGUCUUUAAACCAAGGGUUAGGGAUUUUUCCUUCUCUCUCUCUCUCUCUUUCUCUCUUUUUGUUCAAAGAACUUCAAACAUUUGGGACCACCUGGUAUUCUGUAUUUUCACUGGCCAUAUUGGAAGCAAUUCUAGUUGUAUUGUAUUGAGUUGUGCUGGCAGUAGUUUCCAUGCCUGUCAAUGUAUCAUAGUCCUUUGUUGCCCAGAUAAAUAAAUAUUUGAUACGCUUUAUGUCGAUUUUUUUUUUUAUUCAGUGGCUGUCUUUACCCAGGCGUAUUUUUGUUCUUGGCAGUAUUUUUUAUUCAGUAUGGUUACAGUAAUUGAGUUUAACUCUCCCUUGGCAAUUGCUCCUUGCAAUAAGCAGCUGAACCCAUUGUUUCCCUCAAGUAUAAUAAAAACUUACUUUCAACUUGGAGUUCAGAGCAGGGUAUCAUUUAGAUAUUCCACUGAGUCUGUAUUCAGACAAAUGACACAAUAAAACCCAAUGUAUUCUUUUGGAUAAAAGAUUGUUUGUACUGCUAAAGGAAUGACAUACUACCUUUUCCUUACUAGAAACAUUAAUUUUAUUAUUAAAAAUAAAGUUUUAUUUUAUUUA
Molecule: messenger RNA, 3800 nt
Organism: Orycteropus afer afer
Lineage: Eukaryota; Metazoa; Chordata; Mammalia; Tubulidentata; Orycteropodidae
Source: RefSeq, a predicted model, not a curated record